Messenger RNA from Triticum urartu, 1659 nucleotides. Lineage: Eukaryota; Viridiplantae; Streptophyta; Magnoliopsida; Poales; Poaceae. The record is from RefSeq and is a predicted model, not a curated record.
CUCUCACAGUGUCACUGCUGCACAAGUCAAGUCAAACUUCAAAUCCCCUUCCCUCCCACUGCCGCGAGCCUCGCCAACCGCCGGCCAUGGAGGACGCGGCGGCGGCGGCGGCGGUCACCCCCGAAAUGCAAGUUAGGAAGAGGCCCGGACCUGUCCGAGCCGACGGCCGGCAGGAUCCGCCGCCGUCGGGGGGCCUCGACCUCAUCAGCCGCCUCCCCGACGCGGUGCUCGGCACCGUCGUGUCUCUCCUCCGCACCAAGGACGGCGCGCGCACGCAGGCCCUCUCCCGCCGCUGGCGGCCCCUCUGGCGCUCCGCCGACGCGCCGCUCAACCUCGCGGCGGCCCCCGACCUCGCGGGCGACGACGGUUCGCGCGCCGCGCUCGUCUCCAGGAUCCUCUCCGGCCACCCCGGCCCGGCCCGCCGCCUCUCGCUCCGGCUCGCCCUCGCCCUCUCCCCCCGCAGCCAGGGCGAGGCCGACGGCUGGUUCCGCUCGGCGUCGCUCGCCGGCCUCCAGGACCUCGAGGUCACCAACCUGGAGUGGGGGAGCCACUACCCGCUGCCGCCGCACCCGCUGUUGCGCUUCGCGCCCACGCUAUGCUUGCUCAGGCUCGGCGGCUGCCGGUUCCCAUUCCCCGGCCAGGCCUCGCCGCCGCCGAGGUUUCCGCGCCUCAAGCAGAUCAUGCUGUUCGAUGUACGCAUCUCGGAGGACACUCUGCAAAGCGUCAUCUCCAGCUGCGCUGUUCUCCAAAGCGUCUCGCUGCACAACAUGAGCUUCAGUCGCCUGUGCAUCAGCUCGCCGACUCUCAGGAGCAUCAGCGUCGAAGGUGUCUUCACCUUCCGGGAGCUGGUCAUUGUCGACGCCCCUUGCCUCGAGAGGUUGCUGCCGAUUUACCCAAACGGUGGUCCGGCGACCAUACGGGUAAUCCGGGCUCCUAGGCUGGAGGUACUUGGUUUCUUGUCUCAAGGCAUAUCCAGGCUCCACCUUGGAACCAGUCUUUCAGGUACUAGCAAGGAUAGUAGCACAUUCAGAUUUCUUUAUAUGCAGCCUACUAGAAUGAUUGCUGUCACCAUGACAACCAAAAUGCGCACGCUGAAGAUUUUGGUUCUUGAAUGUGCUCAGAAUCUGGAUUUUGUUGUUGACUUCCUCAAGUGCUUCCCCUGCUUGGAGAAGCUCUAUGUCAUUUUCAGUGAAGGAAAGGAUAUGAAUAUUGCGCCGAAGUAUGAUCAGCUUGAUCCAAUUGAAUGCCUUGAACUCCAUCUAAAAGAAGUGGUGUUGAAGAAUUACUGUGGUGGUCAUAGGCUAUAUAUGGACUUUGCCAAGUUCUUUCUUUUGAAUGCGAAAGUGCUAAGGAAAAUGGAAAUCGGAGCCCGUUACAGCUACAAGUCCAACUGCAACAUCGACGACUGGAUGUGUUAUCUACGUAGGCAGCUACAAGUGGAGAAUAGAGCUUCCAAAGAUGCAAGCGUUGAAGUAAAAGUUAAUAAAUUCACUCGCCACGUACGUACUCACGAUUUGUCAGUGGACGAUCCUUUUGACUGAUCCUUGUGUGGAUCCUCCAAGUGUGUUUGAUUGUGCCCUUGCUUGUAUGUCUAGUGUUGUCACGUCCUUGUGAUGUUCUCUAAAAUGGUCUGCUAACUUCAUAAAUGGAACGCUUUGU